GUGCCACUAAAUAGGGUUUACAUUGUUUCAUCAAUCACUAAACAAAAACCACUUUGUGCCCUACUUGCUUACAUUGACUUUUUUAUUCUUAUUUUUCCAGAACCCUUCUCUAUUUCCUCUUCGGAUAUUUCUAUAUAAUAACAUUGACAAUUCCGAUUUAUCAACAACGAUCUCAGAAAAAAAAGGCUUCAUUUUCAGUACCCCAAUUGGAAAAAGAACUCAACUUUCAAUCCCAUUUUCCAAUUUAGCAAGUUUUCAAUGGAGAAUGAUGUUGGGUCACCUCAGGGUCCGGUUACUUGCGGGUCAUGGAUUCGGAGACCCGAAAAGCUCAACUUAGUUGUUCUUGGAAGGUCUAAGCGUGGAAAUUCUUGUCCUGCUCUACUUCAGAUUUUCUCAUUUGAUCCUAAAAUUGUUUCUUUGUCUACUUCCCCUCUGGCCAAUUAUGUGUUAGAAGCAGAAGAAGGCGAUCCUGUUGCUAUUGUUGUGCACCCUAGUGGUGAUGAUUUUAUGUGCUCUUUGAGCAAUGGUAGUUGCAAAUUGUUUGAGCUGUAUGGUCAUGAAGCAAACAUGAAGCUGUUGGCCAAGGAACUAACCCCUCUACAGGGUAUUGGAUCCCAGUCAUGUAUUACUUUUAGUGUUGAUGGAUCUAAAUUCGCUGCUGGUGGGUUGGAUGGACAUCUCAGAAUUAUGGAGUGGCCUAGCAUGCGCACAAUUUUGGAUGAACCAAAAGCACACAAAUCUGUCCGGGAUAUGGAUUUUAGUCUAGACUCGGAAUUUCUAGCUUCAACUUCUACUGAUGGUUCAGCAAGAAUCUGGAAGAUUGAAGAUGGUGUUCCCUUGACUACUUUGUCUCGCAACUCGGAUGAAAAAAUUGAAUUAUGUCGAUUUUCCAAGGACGGAACCAAACCGUUUUUAUUUUGUGCUGUUCAAAAAGGUGACAAGUCUCUCACUGCAGUUUGGGACAUGAGCACAUGGAACAGAAUUGGGCAUAAGAGGCUUCUUAGAAAGUCUGCGUCAGUAAUGUCCGUUAGCCACGACGGGAAAUACCUUUCGCUGGGAAGUAAAGACGGAGACAUUUGCGUAGUUGAAGUAAAAAAGAUGCAGAUACACCAUUAUAGUAAGAGACUACACCUCGGUACAACUAUUUCAACCUUGGAGUUCUGUCCUAGUGAAAGGGUUGUACUUACAACCUCGGUAGAAUGGGGAGCAUUGGUCACUAAACUGAAUGUACCUAAAGAUUGGAAAGAGUGGCAAAUCUACUUGGUGCUUUUAGGACUAUUUUUAGUGUCAGCAGUUGCAUUUUACAUAUUCUUCGAGAACUCCGAUUCAUUCUGGGGAUUUCCAAUGGGAAAAGACCAACGACCAAGGUUUAAACCAAUGAUAACAGACCCUCAAUCAUUUGAUGAUCAAAAUGUUUGGGGACCGGUAGAUAUGUGACCGCUACCGCAUCGACAACAUUCUUUGAUGUUGUUUGAUUGGAAGCAGUAUCAGUAGUAGUUGUAAUGUAAGUGGUAUCAACAUUUAUCUCAGGAGGGACUACACAUUCUAGAUUUAGAGAAUUGAUUGCUAUUACUAGAAUUUACUUUUAUUUCCUUUACUUUUUGCUGAAAAUUUUAAACCCAAAAAAGCCAUUAUUGAUAUGUAAUUUUAUAAGUAGGAAUAGUCAAAUUGGUUCUUGAAAUA
Trifolium pratense (red clover) is the source of this 1683-nucleotide messenger RNA. RefSeq names its product SEC12-like protein 1. The transcript has 10 exons. Gene Ontology annotation, cellular component: endoplasmic reticulum membrane. Gene Ontology annotation, biological process: protein secretion. NCBI's taxonomy places the organism in Eukaryota, Viridiplantae, Streptophyta, Magnoliopsida, Fabales, Fabaceae. Gene Ontology annotation, molecular function: protein binding; guanyl-nucleotide exchange factor activity; GTPase activator activity. The coding region runs from base 259 to 1437 and encodes 392 amino acids. The record is from RefSeq and is a predicted model, not a curated record.